Messenger RNA from Cryptotermes secundus, 3581 nucleotides. RefSeq names its product G2/mitotic-specific cyclin-B3 (gene CycB3). The transcript has 9 exons. The coding region runs from base 140 to 1636 and encodes 498 amino acids. Gene Ontology annotation, biological process: mitotic cell cycle phase transition; regulation of cyclin-dependent protein serine/threonine kinase activity. Lineage: Eukaryota; Metazoa; Arthropoda; Insecta; Blattodea; Kalotermitidae. Gene Ontology annotation, cellular component: cytoplasm; centrosome; cyclin-dependent protein kinase holoenzyme complex. The record is from RefSeq and is a predicted model, not a curated record. Gene Ontology annotation, molecular function: cyclin-dependent protein serine/threonine kinase regulator activity.
AAAAAGCGUUGCAGUUGAUAAAAGGGAUAAUUCGUCGGUUCUUUAUUAUAAGUACGAGAAAGAUUGUAGGCGAUAUUUCAGUCUAUAUCAUCAUCUUCUGUGCAAUUUCCACGUGGGAUAUAAAGCUGUAAUUUUAGAUAUGCGGCCUCAUAAGAAAAUGAAUCAACAAAUUUCAACUGCGGCUUCGAAGAAAGGUGCUAUUACUCGAAGUAAAAAUGCAGCAAAUACAAGUAAAAGUGAAGGGAAAGAAAGCGAAUUACCGAAGAGAAAAGCCGAAGGUUCUCCGCCCAACGAUAAAACUCUUAAACGAUCCGCAUUUGGAGAUAUUACAAAUGCACGUGAAAGUAACAUCACAUCACAAGAUGUAAAGAAAUUAUCAAAGAAGAUUAUUGUAAAAAAAGCUGAUCCUAAAGGCAAUGAGAAAGCUAAUAUGAAAGUAACAGUAACUGUGCCAAAUAAAAGCACAGCUAUUCAACCUGUACUCAAAACUCAUACCACUCUAAAGAAAUUUCCUGUUUCAACAAAACCCAAAGUAGUAAGACAGAAGAAUGAAGAAGUCAGUACAAAGUCAGGCACAUCCCAAGUGCUUGAAAAAGAAAUUAAAGAGGAUAUUAGUGUAAUUUCUGAACAACAGGAGAUCAAUUUAUCCAGCAAAGAUAACAGUGGGAACAGUUCAUUGUAUGUAUCAGCCCUAGAUGACACUCAGAAUGAUGGUUCAAACAGUCAUGAUGAACCACAAAUGCUUGAAUUUCCAAUACUAGAACAAGCACCAUCUCCAAAAGCUUCCAUAUGCAAGAGCAGUACCACUGCUAGAUUGCCAGAAGGUGUUGAGGACUUUGAUAAAGAAACUUUAAAUGACCCUUUUCAAGUUUCUCUGUAUGCUAUGGAUAUCUUCAACUAUCUCAAGGAGAGAGAAGUACUGUUUAUAGUUAAAAAUUAUAUGGUAAGACAACCAUCAAUUUCACAGUGGAUGCGAUCACUUCUUGUUGACUGGAUGGUGGAGGUCCAGGAAAGUUUUGAACUUAAUCAUGAAACACUGUACUUAGCAGUAAAAUUAGUUGACCUUUACUUGGACAAAAUUGUAGUUGGCAAAGAAACACUUCAGUUGAUUGGUGCAGCAGCUAUGUUUAUUGCUAGCAAGUUUGAUGAACGUAUUCCUCCUCUUGUAGAAGACUUCCUCUAUAUCUGUGAUGGUGCAUAUACUCACAGUGAACUAAUAAAAAUGGAAACCAAUCUGCUAAAAGUAGUCGAUUUUAAUCUUGGGAUUCCCCUGUCAUACAGGUUUCUGCGCCGAUAUGCAAGGUGUGCUAAACUUUCUUUGUCAACACUUACACUGGCACGAUAUAUUCUGGAGUCAUCACUUCUGGAAUAUAGCUUUGUGUCAGAGUCAAGUUCCAAGAUGGCGGCAGCAGCAUUAUUAUUAGCACUGAAAACAAAACUUCUAGGUGGCUGGACACCAACACUACAAUAUUAUUCAGGUUACAAGUUGGAAGAUAUUGGGCACCUUGCACACCAGCUUAAUGCAAUGCUUCAUAAGAAGCCAAAAACAGCCCUGACAACUGUUAGAAACAAAUAUUCCCAUAAGAUAUUCUUUGAAGUUGCCAAGAUUCCUCUUCUGGAGAACUUGGACUUAUAAAAUGCAUGUUAUUUCCUGAAAAACAUGACCAAGCUCUGAGUGUGAAGAGUGAAUGUUGAAUGCAUUAAAGAUGUGGCCUUUUGUGAGCCAGUCCUACAUUAGUGCAAUCUGGGAAAUGUAACAUGAUGUUCCAGUCAUGUUCACCUUUGAGGCUAAAAUGAGCUACAAAACUUGAAUGCUAAUAAUAUACUUUUUAGAUACAUUUACAUUUUAUAUGGUCUAUUUGUAUAAAAUUGUACAGGAAUGCAACUGCAUUCAUUUGUCUCAAGACAAGAAAGUUUGAGAGGUAUUUUUACAACAUUUUUACAUUAAAAUAAAGUCAGCUAUUUUUACAUAUAUAUUACUUUUUAAUUCUGACGUUUUUACGAUUAUUUGAAGAUCUGACUUUUUGGAAUAGUAAAUGCUUACUUUAUGCAAUGGGCCACAUUUUUAGAAUGUUUCUGGAUGAUAAUAGUGUUAGGGUUUUUAUUUAUUUUAUGCGCAUAACAUUAUUUCUUUUUAUACAAUUUCAUAGCUGACAAUUUAUUACCAAGUUUCUAUAGUCUAAUGUGGAAUGACAAUGCCAAGGUAAUAUUUCAUAUAGAUUUAAAACAGAAAAGCAAAGCUGAAUAUUUUAAUUGGUCUCUACUGCUUUGUAAUACAUGCAGUAGUUCUGUCAUUAAUAGAAAAAUAAGCGUGUAAGUGAAGUGUGCUUAAACAAUAACUUGCACAGUGAAAUGAAAUUUGAUUAAAAAUGUGGGAAUUCUUACCUUGCCUAUCGUAACCCAAAAUGAACUGUACCAUAUUGAUAGAUAGAAUUCCUUUUGGAUAUUGGCCAUGAAUUAGAUUAUUUAAAAUCAAGGUAUUUUCAAGUUUUGUAUGCUGGCUGUUUACAAACUGUUAUCACAGAUUUUAUUGUGCCAUUAAACUGGAAGAAGGGAAUAUGACUGAAACAGCUACCUUAAAUUAAUGGAUUUCAGAGGUUUUCUCCUGAAAUAUUCAGCAUUACAAUGCAAAGCUCUUAUAGGCUGUUCCAAUAUGGUACUAUGUGCAGAACUGAGAAUGUGAAUUGAUAACAGCAUGUUAUAAUUGAAAGAUGUUAGGUAUUUGUAAUUUGAGAAAUUUAUGUACAUAGUAAGUUCUUCUAGCUCUUUACAGUAUUCUGUAUAUAAUUAAGCAUGAAUGAUGGUAAUGAUACACUGUGGUAAUUGGAGGUAAAAUAAUGGAAUUAAGGAAUAGAGCUGUGUGUAACAUACCACAAAAUGUCAAGACAUGGGGCUUCUAGGUUUGCUGUGGAAGACUGAUCUUAAGUCUAAACUAAAUUAAAAGUAAUGUCCAUUCAAUAAAUAAAUAAAUAACAAAUGGUCUGUCUAGUUAUCACAAUAUAUUUAGCUUGAGAUACUGUUAUUGUUGAAAUUUUUAAUUUUUGAAAAAUAAGUUUUUGUGGUGGAAGUUUUUAAGUGCAUACUAAAGUAGGCAAACUAUAAUAUUAGCCAACUGAAUUUUGUUCUUCUUAGUAGGCCUUUUUUUUUACAAUUUUGCAAUAUAACAUUUUUUUAUGUUCACAUUCUACUUUCAUGGCUAUUAAAAUCUUACAUGAAACUGAAGUGAUGUACGCAUGUAUUUUUGUAAUGUCAAUUUUAUGAACACGGUAAGUUCAGUAAAGAGUUUAAUGGGAACAUCACAAGAAAAACUGAGGAGUGAAAACAUGAUAAACAGAAUUGGUGUUAUACGUAACAGGUAUGUUAAUGUAUGUGUUUAAAGGCAUUUGACUGAGACUACAUCAAUAGUCAAAAUGUAAUGACAGUAAAAUGUAGACAUUUUAUGUUCACAGCAUGCCAUAUAACCGCUAUUAAAAACUGUAAUUUGAGAGCUGGACAUAAAUUAAAAUGUAAAUUUUUAGUGUUUAUUUCUGCUACAAGUGUGACACAAGAUAGAGAAUACAUAUGGAAGUACAAGUAACAAA